Molecule: messenger RNA, 435 nt
Organism: Phasianus colchicus (ring-necked pheasant)
Lineage: Eukaryota; Metazoa; Chordata; Aves; Galliformes; Phasianidae
Source: RefSeq, a predicted model, not a curated record
AAUGGAGGGAUUUGAAUGGAGGGAGUCGGGGGUGAAUGGGCGCUGUCUUAUGGAAGGAACCGUGGUCUGAGCCACGUGCGGCCGUUAUAAACCGAGAGUGGUCCCAGCUCGCUGCAUCGCCGCUUUAAGGCGGCUUCCGGUUCCGGUCCGGCAGGGCAGGGCAUGGCGGCGCCGUGCGGCCACCCGGGCCCUCCAGCGCCGCCGCCUCCCCCCGCCGGGCCGGGGCCGAGCUCAGCGCCGGGACCGCGGGUUUGCUUCGCAACGGGACCGGAGGGAGCGGACGGAGCGGCGGUCGGGGCGGAAGAGGCGGCGGGAGCGCGGAGAGGAGGGAAGGUGACGGUGCGGUACGACCGCAGGGAGCUGCGGAAACGGCUGCACCUGGAGGAAUGGAUCCUGGGGCAGCUCACGGCGCUCUACGACUGCCGGGUACGAGCG